ACAGAAACACGCCAUUCUCUAAGCAGGUUGUCUUAAUGUGUGAAAGAAAUAUUAGAGACGAGAAUGAUGAUAAAAUGGUUCAUAGUAACUGUUAUCAGUACAACAAGUCUGUGUGUUGGUACGUAUGUUUAUUUCGAUGAAAAGGUCAGUUUUGAUGCUGCUGUGGUGAAGUGUAAAGAUCUCGGUAUGGAAUUAGCUAUGGCAUCGACAAAACAGACAUACCACGCAUUGUUAGCGUUCAUCAACACGCUGUCAAUUGACGAGGAAGGAUUGUGGUUUGGACUGGAAUAUAAUCCUACUUUAGACAGAUACCAAUGGUUAAACGGCGAUUUAUUGGUGAGGGGAAACUGGAAAAGGCUUCAAGCACAGGACAAAGAUUGUGUUACUAUUAAAAACGAAAACAACUACCAGUGGGCUACACGCAGAUGUGAAAUUCCACGUCCUGUUAUUUGUGAAGAUCUUGGCCAAGAACCAAGAUUUAUUUUCUUUGAUAACCCCGUAUUAAACUACACAGAGGCGAAACAACUUUGUUCAGAUAAUGGCUACCAAUUUCCCUUAGUUCCAACUGAAGGAGAUGAGCUGGCUCUGGUAGACUUCAUCAAAAACGUGACCCCUGAUAGGGAUAUAUUUCUGGGGGUAGAGAAAAUGGCAGCUGGUAACUUUCAAUGGAUAAAUGGCCUGGAUGUUGAAUACUAUGCCUGGAAAAACAUAUCAAAUUGUCCUCUAAACAUCAACAUUCAACAUGAUGGUUUCUAUUGUGGAGAGAACGUAUCCAGACCGUAUAUCUGUGAAACCAAUACAUCAACAAGCUCCCAGAAGCCAUUCUUCGAACAUCUGGCUGCAGCUGUCGAUAUUCCAGCUGUACCUCUACAAGAAUGUUCUGGUAUAAUAAAAACACGCUGCGCCAUGUUAUGUUAUUAUAACAUACAAUGUUAUUAUUUUGCGUUUAAGUUACCACAUUGUAAACUUUAUGGUGAUGUCGACUACAUAUUGGUCGGGAAUGGUCUUUAUUCCGUGUGGUUUUAACGGAUCAAUAUCUGAUUGAUCCAGAUAUUCCAGUCCUAUCUCUACAAUAACGUUCUGGUAUAAUAAAAAAACAACCCAAUGUGUUAUGUUAUAAUAAUGAUGAAAUGAAAUUAAAUGGGGUUUAACGUCCUACUGUUCUGCUCCUAUACUGGGCUAAUGAAAUGAAAUGGGGGUUAACGUCCCACAGUUUUGUUCCGAACUGGGCUAAUGAAGACGGGCAUACGCAAUACAGUGUGCUAUGAGGGCAAUUUUACCCGGACAGCGACACACCGCCUACUCUUAUAUCGAAUUCCAACUGUCAAGGGAUCUUUUACGUGCACACCAAUGUGUCCAUGGGACCUCGGUUUUUCGUCUCAUCCGAAUGACAAGACAGCUGUCCUUGUCAGCUGGGCUAAUGAAGAAGGGCAUGCGCCAUACAGUGUAGUAUGAGGGACAUUUUGCCCGGGUAGCGGCAAUAUGGCCUACUCUUAUAUCGAAUUCUAACUGCCGAGGGAUCUUUUACGUGCAGUUAUAAUAUACAAUGCUAUUAUUUUACACGUUCUUUCUUAAUGACCGUAAUAAUAA
Patella vulgata (common limpet) is the source of this 1590-nucleotide messenger RNA. RefSeq lists its product as uncharacterized. The transcript is spliced from 6 exons. NCBI's taxonomy places the organism in Eukaryota, Metazoa, Mollusca, Gastropoda, Patellidae. Gene Ontology annotation, cellular component: external side of plasma membrane. Gene Ontology annotation, molecular function: carbohydrate binding. Gene Ontology annotation, biological process: biological process involved in interspecies interaction between organisms. Bases 64 to 1026 code for a protein of 320 amino acids. The record is from RefSeq and is a predicted model, not a curated record.